AUGUCUACUCAAGUACCACAAAGUCAUGCGCAAGGCGCUGCCCAAGUACCUGACUCAUUUUCGAGACUUCCCCUUGAGGUUAGCACCAGGAUUUUCACGUACGCUUUACCAGGUCCUCGGAUCAUCACCAUCGAUGUUGAAAUUAGUAAGAUGGAAGAUUCUGAAAUCUGGGAUGACCUUGCUCUGGAACUAGAAUCAUCCCAGAAAACCUGGGAGAAAAAGCGAGAGGACAAACAUUUUAGAGAAAAGCAGGGACUUCAUGAUCCGAAAGAUCACCACAUGAUCUUGGAGGUUGAGAGGGCUGUUGCUAUUCAGAACAUUCCAGCAUUGUUACAUACUUGUUCGUUUUCAAGACAAGUAGCCUUGAAACAUUAUCAAUUUUUGAACCGAGGCAAAAAAUUGACAGUUUGCAUCGAUUUCAACGUUGAUACUCUUCACUUUCGAAGCCGUCGUGCGUGGGGACUCUUCACGCAAAAGCCAGGAGAAUUAAUCGGUAGACGACUCCGAGCCAUUAUGAUCGCCUCAAAAAGCAAGUGGGGAUACGAAGAUGGAGAUCGAUACAAUAUAAACUACAAUGUGUUUUUGAACGAUCUCUUUGAAACAAGAUACUGUAAAGAAAGAGAUGAUAUCAGCUUAGACACCGCUUUUAUCGACGAAAUGGCCGAGAAAGUCAAGUUUCUGGCUAUUGGUGGAGAAUCGGAUUGGAGCUGGAGCCCAGACUGGAUGAUGACAUUAGUAAACUUUUGGAAGGUCAAAAAGAUAUGGUGGAGAUUCUUGGACUAUAGGCCUGGUACUAAUACCGAAGAUGAUUUGAAACUGGAGUGGAGAAGACUAGCUGCAGGUAUUGACAAUAAAGAAGAGUGGCUUGCAAGAAAGGAAGAGUUCAUCCAUAUUACAAUACCAAAAGUUGAACGCAUCAGCUUCGAAGAUUUACAAACCAGGCAAAGACUCGGCGAAGGAUUCGAUAUCGAGUAG
Botrytis fragariae is the source of this 975-nucleotide messenger RNA. RefSeq lists its product as uncharacterized. The transcript has a single exon. NCBI's taxonomy places the organism in Eukaryota, Fungi, Ascomycota, Leotiomycetes, Helotiales, Sclerotiniaceae. Bases 1 to 975 code for a protein of 324 amino acids. The record is from RefSeq and is a predicted model, not a curated record.